AUCGAAGCGCUCCAUUUCUCUUUUCGACCUUACGACAAACCGCAAUCAUGAGUGCCAUCAACAAGAUCGCGGCCAACAGCCCAUCGCGUGCGAAGCCCAGCGAGCUCGAGACCAGCAUUGCUGGCGCUCUGUACGACCUUGAGAGCAACACCUCUGACCUCAAGGCCGCUCUCCGCCCUCUUCAGAUCGUCUCCGCCAGAGAGGUAAGCAAUUGACAAAAGCUCUUUCUCUAGAACCAGAUUUUCGUUAUCAAUGUCGCAAUAUUUGCGACGAGAUAUCGGAAUGGCUCGCAGCCGUAGAAUCGAACGAACGAAAUGACGACGCGGGCGCCGCUGGCAGACAGCAUACAUUCAGAAACAUACAUACAUGCAUGAGGGGUUUAUAUUAGCAUACUUGAGAUACAGAAUGGAUACAUACUGCAAUUGUGGUGCUAUGCUAUGCAAUGGAUGUUUGUCGUUCGGCGGGUCGUACUUGGCUGGCUCUUCUUUGCCUCUUUCGAGAGAAUAAGUUUUGGCUGGCUUCUGCUUCUGCCGCCCAAGUUGUUGUGGACUUUCGGAAUCGGACGGGCUGCGGACCAUUGUUUCUUCAACAAACAUGGAGAUCGCAUGCUGACUUUUGAUCCUCUACAGGUCGAAGUUGGCCACGGCAAGAAGGCUAUUGUCAUCUUUGUCCCCGUCCCAUCCCUUCAGGGCUUCCACCGUGUGCAGCAACGUCUCACCCGUGAGCUUGAGAAGAAGUUCUCCGACCGCCACGUCCUCUUCCUCGCCUCGCGCCGCAUUCUCCCCCGCCCCAAGCGCUCCAACCGCUCUCGCACUUCGCAGACUCAGAAGCGACCCCGUUCCCGAACACUCACUGCCGUCCACGACGCCAUCCUCAGCGAUCUCGUCUACCCAGUCGAGAUCGUCGGCAAGCGUCUCCGCACCAAGGAAGAUGGCAGCAAGGUCUUGAAGGUUGUCUUGGAUGAGAAGGAGAAGGGUGGUGUUGAUCACAGACUCGAUACCUACUCUGAGGUCUACAGAAAAUUGACCGGUCGUGGUGUCGGUUUCGAGUUCCCCCAAUCUGGCCCUGCUGAGUACUAGAUGUGGUGCUUCAUAGUCAAAAGUCGUUGCUUCGUCGUGAAUGGAGUGGUUGGGAUGGAAGGAUGGGAUCUGUUCUACAUGGGAGGCGUAGCUAGGGCUUCUCGAUAGAUUCGGCUUGCAAAUGUCAAUGCUUGCCAUUCAAUUCAUCACGUCACAAAUCCAAAAGAUGUAUAGUACUACAUGAGACACGAGAAUAAUGAAAUGUGCA
Messenger RNA from Cadophora gregata, 1287 nucleotides. It is a transcript of the gene RPS7, whose product is annotated as 40S ribosomal protein. The record is from RefSeq and is a predicted model, not a curated record. NCBI's taxonomy places the organism in Eukaryota, Fungi, Ascomycota, Leotiomycetes, Helotiales, Ploettnerulaceae. Gene Ontology annotation, cellular component: small-subunit processome; 90S preribosome; cytosolic small ribosomal subunit. Gene Ontology annotation, molecular function: structural constituent of ribosome. Gene Ontology annotation, biological process: ribosomal small subunit biogenesis; translation; rRNA processing. The coding region runs from base 438 to 1079 and encodes 213 amino acids. The transcript has 2 exons.